Messenger RNA from Perca fluviatilis (European perch), 5466 nucleotides. It is a transcript of the gene naa25, whose product is annotated as N-alpha-acetyltransferase 25, NatB auxiliary subunit. Gene Ontology annotation, molecular function: protein binding; protein-N-terminal amino-acid acetyltransferase activity. The transcript is spliced from 24 exons. Gene Ontology annotation, cellular component: NatB complex; cytoplasm. Lineage: Eukaryota; Metazoa; Chordata; Actinopteri; Perciformes; Percidae. The record is from RefSeq and is a predicted model, not a curated record. Bases 66 to 2981 code for a protein of 971 amino acids. Gene Ontology annotation, biological process: N-terminal peptidyl-methionine acetylation.
UCGCUUCUAGAGUCAGCUCACAGUACGCAUGCGUGAACAUUUACCCAGCAGGUAAACUCUCCACCAUGGCGGCGAGAGGCCAUGUGCAGGAUCCCAACGACAGGAGACUCAGACCCAUUUACGAUUACCUUGAUAAUGGCAACAAUAAAAUGGCAAUACAGCAGGCAGAUAAACUGCUGAAGAAACACAAGGACCUGCACUGUGCCAAGGUCCUAAAGGCCAUUGGCCUCCAGAGGACUGGGAAGCAGGAUGAAGCCUUCACUUUGGCCCAGGAGGUGGCCACUCAAGAGCCCACUGACGACAACUCGCUACAAGCUCUGACUAUUCUCUACAGGGAGAUGCAUCGUCCCGAGUUGGUCACCAAGCUGUAUGAAGCAGCAGUGAAGAAGGUUCCUCUCAGUGAGGAGUAUCACUCUCACCUCUUCAUGGCGUACGCUCGCGUGGGGGAGUACAAGAAGAUGCAGCAGGCGGGAAUGGCCUUGUAUAAAAUCGUCCCCAAGAAUCCGUAUUACUUCUGGUCUGUCAUGAGUCUGGUGAUGCAGGCCAUCUCAGCACAAGAUGAAAAACUGGCCCAAACCAUGUUCCUGCCUCUGGCUGAACGCAUGGUGGAGAAAAUGGUCAAGGAAGAGAAGAUUGAAGCAGAAGCAGAGGUGCAGCUGUAUUUUAUGAUCCUGGAGCGCUUGGGAAAGUGUGUGGAGGCUCUCGAAGUGAUCAGGGGCCCACUCGGGGAGAAGCUGACCAGUGAGCUGCAGAGCAGAGAAAGCAAGUGUAUGAAGCUCUACCAGAGACUCCAGCGCUGGCCAGAGUGCAACUCCCUGGCUCACAAGCUGCUACUCAAAAACCCUGAUGAUUGGCAGUUCUACCCCUGCUACUUUGACUCUCUCUUCCACCUGAUUGAUCAGUCGUGGAGUCCUCCUGAAGAAGGCGAACACUGUUCGGAGGGUUCGGUACAUCACACUGUGGCUGAAGUGGUGAGGUUCGUGGAGGAGAGAAUUAAAGGGGAGGACAGCAAAGACUCUCGUGCACUCAGAGGACCCUAUUUAGCUCGCCUUGAACUAAUUCACAGACUGCGAGAAAGGGGCUGUCCCGAAGAAAGCCUGUUAGGUGAGCCUUUAGAGCUAAUGGUGCAGUUCUUUGGGAAGUUUGGAGACAAACCCUGCUGCAUCACCGACCUAAAAAUAUACCUCCAUCUGCUCGCUCCCGAACAACACGUGCAGUUCAUUAACCGUGUGAGCGAAGCGGUCCCACUGGGGGAGCAGGGAGAGGAGGGAUUUGCUUUUCCAGACGACACCAAGGCGCUGCAGAGGCAUCUGUGUGUGUGUCAGCUGAGUCGAGCCCUCGGGCUGCAUCACGCCCUCGACGUGGAGGGGAAACUGCGGCUCAUCACGGAGCUCAAAGCUCACUAUCAUCAUGGACUCAAGUUUGGGAAGACCGCUCUGAAGACGGAGCUGCAGUAUUCUGAUAUGUAUUGUCUCAUGGCCGCGCAUGUAUACAUCGACUUAUGGAAGGAGACGGAGGAUGAGAACAUGGUGUGGCAGUGUUUGGGUGUCCUCCAGGAGGGUCUGUCUCUCAGUCCCUCCAACGCCCAGUUCAAGCUGCUGCUGCUGCUCGUCUACUGUCACCUGGGAGCCUUUGAGCCCGUGGUGGACCUCUACUCCAGCCUGGAUGCCAAGCAUGUACAGCACGACACCAUAGGGUUUCUGUUAACACGCUACGCUGAGUCAUUGGGUCAGUUUGCUGCAGCCUCCCAGUCCUGUAAUUUCUCCCUCAGGUUUUUCCACUCUAACCAGAAAGAUACCUCAGAGUAUAUCAUCCAGGCGUAUAAGUACGGAGCUUUUGAGAAAAUCCCAGAGUUCAUCGCUCUCAGGAACCGGUUGAACCAGUCGCUGCACUUUGCCCAGGUCCGCACUGAGAGGAUGCUGCUGGACCUGUUCCUCGAGGCCGAUAUUGUGUUGAGUCUGGACGAGAGUGUGAAGGCCAUGUCUUUGUCUCCAGAGGAGGAUGACAUCCCCUGGGAUAACAUGAGGGACAACCGAGACCUAACCGUUUUUACCAGCUGGGACCCUAAAGACAGAGAGUUAACCGCCGAGCACCGGCGACGGUCUCUGGAGGAGGAGUCCGUCUGGCUGAGGUUACGCUCUCUGACGCUUCGCCUCCUCGCCUCCUUGGCCGCGCCGGGACACACGCCGUCGCAACAGAACUCCGAGACGGUCCACGAGAACGGAGUCGGAGACAAGAGCUCGGUCCUCAGCGGCCUGCUCUCCCAGCUCAACCAGACCCUGCAGACUGCCGCUCAGAUCACAGAGAAACGCAUACAGUAUCCAUUCCUGGGCCCCCCCUCCACCCGCCUGGCCCCCGCUCUGUCCAGUGGGAGCUGUCAGUGCCAGGCUGCAGCCCUCCAGCUGUCGGUCCACCUGCAGGAGCUGGAGACCGUCUCACUCGAUGAGUCGUCCGAGCUUCAAACCCAGAUCUGUAACGGCUUCAUAUCAUUAGUAGUUCAGCUUCAAGAAAUACUGAAUAAAUGCAAAGGAGAUGUAUUGGAAAUGAAAGACAGCAAAUUAAAAACCCAGCCCUCCUUAUUAGAAAACCUAAUCUUCUUUGUUGAGACGGUGAGCAUAGUCUUGUGGAUGGCUAGUCACUGUGCCAAGAUCCUCCGACCACUCAAGACUAGUCUACAGAAGAAGAAGAAGAAGAAAAAGGAUACAAACACAGCUCUGCCAGCGGUGGUGUGUGGCUUCCAGGAGCUGACGGCGAGCUUGCAGGACCUGCUCACGCAGGCUUUGGACCAUAUAAAGGGGCAAGAGACUGGCGUGACGGCCCUUAAACUGGCCGGUUUAAGCUUGGAAGGUCCCACAGAGGAGGAAGCGUCAUUUAUGAAGGCUGCUAUGGACAAGGUGCAGAGCAGUUACCUGCGCUCCCUACAGGAGGUGGGAGAUCUGCUCAAGAAGAGAGCAGAAACUAUAAAGAACCUCAAGAUCUGAACACCAUCCCACACCCCCAAAAUACAGAUGACUUUACCCCCACCAUCGGCUCCCCUCCCCCCCUCAGACCACCAUCUGUCGGCCCAACAGCUAACCUCCGCCUCCUACAUCCCGCCCGAGCGCACAGUCGUCACUGACCUCCUUCCUUCCCUGCGUAUUUCUCCACUCAGCGUUUGUGAGAUCUCCAAUCCGGAUUUUCUUUUACUUCCACGCACAAACACAACCCCCCACACACACACACACACACACACACACACACACACACACACACACACACACACACACACACACACACACACACCACUGGGACAUUUGCAACUCUUAUAGCACACAAGCUUGUAAGUAAACUCAUGAAUUUAUACAGCAGUUAUAAGUCAAAAUGAGGACAAAUAGUCACGCUCCUUUAAAAAGAAACCGAGCAAAUUAGAAAAGAAAAAAAAAAAAAGGAAUAAGCAGUUUUUAGAUGAACUAAUCUAAUAAAUUAUUGUACAUAGUAAAGAGCAACUACCACAACUCUCCUGGACUGAAUGAGAAUAUAAGACACAAUAAACCACUAUUCUGUUUGUCCGUUACGUUUCCUCUUUUUAUUCCUUUACUUAGUUUUUUUUCUGGUGAGAACAAUCAAAGUAACACACAUGCCUUGGACUGUUAACACUAAGUAAGGAAAGGUAUGUCAACGUGCUGCUUUUCCAGCUGUUUCUCUCCGUCAAGAGCAAGCGGGCACAAUUUUGCAUUGAACUGAAGCACUCUUUGGAAAUAUGGACACCUGGCCACCUGCACACUGAAGUUUCCGAUCACAGUCAUGUCUUCUUCUUCUUCUUCUUUUGCUUUGUGUAUCUUGUGUGUUGCUUUGAAAGUGGAUCCCCCUCUGUAGUUGCAGCAUUAUAAAGAGCAGUGGCGGGGAUCAGUUAAAGGACUUUAUUUUUUUUUAAGUCUGCCUUUUCUUAUUCUUUUUAACCCCAGUAGAAGUGGUGCUUGUAAACAUGUCCACUGUGGAAUCUGGUUCAUACCCCCCCCCCACCCACCAUGCAUAGCUCAAAUAAUCAGAAUCCUAUAAGACUGGUCUGAUUACAAUUAUUUAAGAGACCACGCGUGAUUGUCUUCACCGAGAACGUUUUUCUUCACCAGUCAUCCACGAUGUAUCACUGCAGGCAUGGACAGUCUUUCUAGCUAAAAGCUUCAGUAGGAAAUGCAAGGAAAUCACGAUAACAAAGUGCAGAAAUGAAUCUAAUUUGCUAGAAUGCAUGUUUUGGAAUACAGUAUGUGUUCUUGUUCAAUCCAAGACCAGAACAUUUUAAGAGGUGUUUUUUGUCUCACUUUGACCUUCUGACGUCUGAUAGUACAGACUGUUACAUUGAGCGGCGAUGCAGCUCGGUAGAGUUAUUAUAUUCUGGUGGAUUUCCUCUCCGUCAUUUGAACGACUCAGACCCAGACACAGGUGUGUUUCCCAGACAACCAUUGGACCUAAUUGUAAAUAAAAAAAGCGCUGAGGCAGCAUUUUCAGAGUUGAGUGUGAAAGGACAUUGGUGUGUGUUUUUAAAAGCAGCUGCAGUAGAUGCCAUAACAUUUGUCCUGUUUUUUUUUUUUUUUUUUUUUUGUCAUUCCUGUUUAAGCCCCCCCCCCCUCCCCUUCCCCCAAAAAAAGAAAAGUCUAAUGAACCAAAACAGUUUCAUCAGCUUCAGCAUCUUCUCAGAAAAAUGAGCAUCUUCUACAUAACCGAGAGAUCGAGGCCGGUAGGGCUCCAACUAGCGGUUAUUUUAAUCGUCGAUUAAUCUGUGGGUUAUUUUCUGGAUGAAUGGAUGAGUUGGUUUGGUCUAUAAAAUGUCAGAAAAAUGGUGAAAAGUCUCGAUCAGUGUUUCUCAAAAGCCCAAGACGACGUCCUCAUAAUGUCUUGUUUUUGUCCACAACUCAAAGAUAUUCAGUUUACUGUCCCAGAGGAGAGAAGAAACUAGGACAAUAUUCACAUUUAACAAGCUGACAUCAGAGAAUUUUGUGUCUCAAACCAGUUAAUCGAUUAUCAAUAGUUGGUGAUUAAUUGAAUAGUUGAGAACUAAGCGAUUAAUCUUUGCAGCUCUAGCAGAUGUAGUUUACAGGUAUCGCCCAGAAGCACUGAUGGACGACUGCAGGUAGUGUGCAGUUGGAUUUUUGGUUUUGUUUUACUAUUUUAUUAGGAAUUUGGCAGAGCAAUGUGAAUUGUGAACCCUCCCCUUCCUGUUAAUCUGUUACAAUCGUAUACACAUCUGCUAAUAAAUGCCUUUUUUUUCUUCUUCUUCUUUUCAACACUUGAGCCCAAUCUGUCUGAAUGGAUCCGAGGCUGGAGAGAAGAUGUUUGUGAUCUGACUACGUGUUGUUGUUGUUGUUGUUGUUGAGGUUCAGAAUGAUGGUUGACAAUCUGGAGUGUCAUCUCACCACCCUCUUUUGUUAGAAAAUGGAAAACAGAAACACUGGAAUGUCAAAGCUUUUUUAAAAUAAAAAGUAAAUGUGA